Molecule: messenger RNA, 992 nt
Organism: Cylicostephanus goldi
Lineage: Eukaryota; Metazoa; Nematoda; Chromadorea; Rhabditida; Strongylidae
Source: the annotation of a GenBank genome assembly
CUGUUUCAGAUUGUGAAAGUUUCUUCGCAAUUGACGUUUUCGAAUACUGGAUCAUCGGACGCAAAUUAUGUAGAGGUGCUACUUAGCAAGGAGGAGGACGAACAUCUUUCCUAUAUCUCUGCUCAAGAGGGUAACAGCAAGGGAAAAUUGAAAGUUUCAAAACAAAAAGAAGAGAAGAAUGGAUUCCAUUCGUACAAAAUCGAGCUGCUGAAGCAAGUGGGAAAGGGUGGUGAAGUAAAGUUGAAGGUUGAGUAUAGACUGAUCGAGCUUCUCGAGCCUUUACCGGCAAAAAUUACCCAGAAGGAGAACCAGUAUGUCGUUUACAAUGGCAGUGCACACUAUGCAGCUGCUUAUCCUGUUGGGCAAGAGAAGACGACAGUGAAGCUUGGCCCUGGUAAAACGCUAUCUGUGUCGCAAGUAUCACCAACCACCCAAGAAAAUGAGAGAGUCGUUUAUGGGCCGUACAAGGACCAACCAGCAUUCAAUAAGAAACCCAUAAAAAUUCAUUAUGAGAACAAUGCUCCAUUUGUGGUGGCAACAGUGGUCGAACGCACUAUCGAAGUAUCACACUGGGGCAACAUUGCUGUGGAGGAAUACGUCGAACUUGUGCACAAGGGAGCGGAACUCAAGGGACCCUUCUCUCGCAUCGAUCAUCAACUGGAUCGUAGGGGACGUCGACAACCGGCUCUUCUGCAUUUCACGGCAACGUCCGCGAAGGAUAUAUACUAUAGAGAUGAGAUUGGAAAUAUAUCAACGUCAGCUGUGCGUCUUCGCGCUGACUCUGUUGAUGUUGAACUGAAGCCGAGAUUUCCCCUUUUUGGAGGAUGGCGCACUUCCUACAUUAUCGGUUAUAAUGUGCCUUCUUUUGAAUAUCUUUACAAUAAGGGCAACAAUUAUGCGCUAAAAAUGAGAGUCCUCGACCAUAUCUUCGAUAACGCUGUAGUUGAAAAGCUCACGACGAAGAUCAUUCUGCCGGAAAUGAUAAGGUAAUU